This is a messenger RNA of Fusarium coffeatum, 1458 nucleotides long. RefSeq lists its product as uncharacterized. The transcript has 2 exons. Lineage: Eukaryota; Fungi; Ascomycota; Sordariomycetes; Hypocreales; Nectriaceae. The record is from RefSeq and is a predicted model, not a curated record. Gene Ontology annotation, biological process: spliceosomal snRNP assembly. The coding region runs from base 1 to 1458 and encodes 485 amino acids.
AUGACGACCAAAAGAGAAUUCGAGGACGUCGACGAAGGCGAUGCUUCCAAGCCUAAACCGAAACGAUCCAAGAAGCACGGCGGCAAAGCGCGACAACAUCAAAACUCCGGCAUCGAUCCGACCUGGGGCCAGAAAUAUGUCUUUGCAGAUAAUGAGCAUGCGACUACGAUUCCCGCAGGCGAAGAGUCAGAGUUCGAGGAUGAUACGGAUGCUAUGGCGUAUCUGAAUUCAGUUCGACAACAAGCCGCCGGAAUCCCCCAUUUACUCGUUGCGCCUAAAGUCCAAAUUGGACCCCAGUUACCUGCUGAACUUAGAGGCGACGACCAAGAUGACGAGGAUGGACCUGUCGACAGGGGCAUAUAUAACGAUGGCGUUGGCGAUUCUCGAGGCUGGUACGAAGAUGGCGCGUAUAUGGCGAUGCCCGACGAUGCCGAUGGAGAAGGUGACUACGAAGAAGGGGAAUACCCAGAAGAUGAAGACGACUACGACGAAGUAGCGGCUAUACGCGAAGCCUACUUUGCCUCCGUUAUGGAACAGUACCUCAACCUACGAAACAUCCUCCACGCCGAACCUCCCCAGAACGCCCGCUCUCGCCUCGCAAAAGCACAACUCAAAACCGAAGCUCCUGCAGACAACCAGUCCUCUGUCAUAGCUACCUGGUCGCGACUCCUACGCGACACCGAUCCACAUCCACUUCAGGUCGCCCAUAUGUCUAAAGACACCACACUGCGAAUCCUGCGCAUUAUGCUUGGCGGCAAGUUUCUUCGCCGUGGCUACACACUUCCAGAACGUACGAGUCGUUGGAUAUGGGCAUUACUUGCGCGACUCCCAAAUAAGGGUGAGCUGAACUACGCUGAGAUUGGCUGGAUUCGUGACCUAGGACGAAGAGCAGUCCUUCUGGGCAGAAGUUUAGCAGAGAUGGCUGCGCUGAGAGAUGAAUUAGCAGAAGGUGGACUGGGCGCGCACGAAGCUGUUGAUAGAAGCAGUAGUGACGAAGAUGUCAUGGCUGAUCCAGAAGACCUUGAGAUUGAAGGUGCUGUCAGCGCUGAUGAGGACGAAGAGGAUUCCACACAAGCCGAAACUGAACAGGAAGUCGACCAAGCACCCAAAGCCAUGGAACCUACCACAACUUCGCCGCCAAAGCCUGAUGCAGAGGAAGGUGAGAUAGACGAGGACGAGGAUGUGGCUAUGGAUAUUGCAUCCGACUCAGACGCCGAAGAAGGUGAGGUCGCAGCCGCAGGGCCCCAGGAGAGUCUUGAAGCAGCAAAAGAGCGACUGCUCGCCCAGCUUAAGAGCGGGCCGGUUCCAGACGACGAUGAUGAUGCGGAGAAGGAAGCUGCCAAACAGCGAUUACGGUCGAAUCUUCGCGCUACUCUCAACAUGAUUUUGACAGUAGCUGGUGAGUUUUACGGGCAGAGAGAUUUACUCGAGUUCCGCGAGCCAUUCAUUGGCAUGUAA